GUGUGUGUGUGUGUGUGCGCGCGUGAGUGUGCACAUAUUCGUUGCUGAGAAGUUGCUGCUGUGCUAGCAGGGGAGAGAAAGAGAUACAUUUUGAGACACUAACGGGAAAAUAAAAAUCUUCCACCAUUUUCUCCAAAGGCGAAAACAUGGCAUUUGCGGGCCUAAAAAAGCAAAUUAAUAAAGCAAAUCAGUAUGUCACUGAAAAGAUGGGAGGUGCUGAAGGCACCAAACUGGAUCUGGAUUUCAUGGAGAUGGAGCGCAAAACGGACGUCACGGUCGAGCUAGUCGAAGAGUUGCAAGCCAAGACCAAAGAGUACUUGCAACCGAACCCGACAGCUAGAGCGAAGAUGGCAGCGGUCAAAGGUAUUUCUAAAUUAUCAGGUCAGGCUAAAAGUAAUACUUAUCCACAACCAGAAGGUAUACUGGCUGACUGUAUGCUGACGUAUGGUAAAAAGCUGGGUGAGGACAGUAUUUUCGCGUCGGCGUUGGUUGAAAUGGGCGAUUCGCUCAAGCAGAUGGCUGACGUGAAAUACUCGCUUGAUGAUAACAUCAAACAAAACUUCCUCGAACCGCUCCAUCAGCUACAGACGAAGGAUCUGAAGGAAGUGAUGCACCAUCGUAAAAAACUCCAAGGCAGACGUCUUGAUUUCGAUUGCAAGAAAAGGCGACAAGCCAAAGGAUCUCAAAUUACAGAUGAUGAAAUUAGGAGCGCUGAGGAGAAAUUUGCCGAAUCGCUACAGCUCGCACAGGUUGGAAUGUACAAUCUGUUGGAGAAUGAUGUUGAGCAAGUCUCGCAGCUGGUAACAUUCGCUGAGGGAAUGCUCGAUUAUCAUUCUCAAUGUUCUGAAAUACUGAAGGUAUUGGUGGAAACACUAAAUGAAAAACGUGAAGAAGCCGCAGCAAGGCCAAAGUCCGAAUUCGUCCCCAAGACGCUUGCCGAUCUGAACAUCGAAAUGCUCGGUUCGCAGGAUGGAAUGAACGGUGGGCCCCAUUUCCUUAAUCCCAAUAGGUUGAACAAUUCCCAUCACCACAUGUACAGCUCCCAGCAAAAUCUGUCCAAUAACAAAAACCACUCUUCCAACCACAACAACAAUAGUAGCCACUUUAACCGCAACCGAUUGUACGGCUCCCAGCAGAGCCUUGCGUCGUCACGGAGCGGUGGCACCUCGAGUGCAUUUAGCGGUGUAGGUGGCAGAACAGGCGACACGAGCGGCAUUGGUAGUAUUAGUAGUGCCGAUGGGUCUGACAUGCGCCCGCCGUCUUACGGUGGAACGUCCGUAGACAGCUGGUUGAACGCAUGGGAUCAACCGAAUAGUGGGGAAUUUGCCGGAAACGGUAACAGUGGUUUUGGUGCAGGGUCUAAACCGGGCAAGAUUACUGCAGCCACCAACAGCGGGACCAACAGUUGGUAUAAUAAUAAGAGCAGUAACAGUACGAUGUACAGUACCGCUACUACCAAUAGCACCGCCAUGUUUGCUAACAACAACAACUUCAGUGUACCUUGGUCAGCAUCCCCAUUGCCAUCUCCGAUGCGCUCUCCUGCAAGAACGCCAAUGCCAACGAAACCUACACAACCGUGCUGCACAGCACUGUAUGAUUUUGAGCCAGAAAACCCUGGAGAGUUGGGUUUCAAGGAAAAUGAUGUCAUUACUCUCAUUCAGCGCGUCGAUGAGAAUUGGUUUGAGGGCAGUUUGAAUGGAAGAAACGGCUAUUUCCCUCAGUCGUACGUACAGGUGACCGUACCACUGCCCAGCAAUUAAGUCAACAAACCAAGCGAAGCAUACAUAAGGUUAUUACUCAAACAAUAGUAUGUUAAAUUUACGACAACAGAAAAAUCGCAAACAAAUAUUAAUUAAAAGAAGCAAAACACGGUGCCGGGCGCACUCGCGCCGGCGAUGGAACAAAAUCGACCGAGACAAUGUUGGGAAAGUUGGCUCGCAUGUGAACUGGUAGCAGUAUAUUUACUCAGCAGUUAAAUGUGUGCUGCGUUAGCAGGAAUAGCAGAAAGGUAAAAAAGGACAAAAUCAAAGCACUGUUUUUCAAUCCAUCGAACAACCUGGGAUUGUUGAACCACAUACACAAACUCAUCUGAAUAGCUAGCGCCAA
This is a messenger RNA of Anopheles moucheti, 2106 nucleotides long. It is a transcript of the gene EndoA, whose product is annotated as endophilin-A. Gene Ontology annotation, biological process: synaptic vesicle uncoating. The record is from RefSeq and is a predicted model, not a curated record. The coding region runs from base 147 to 1760 and encodes 537 amino acids. The transcript has 10 exons. Gene Ontology annotation, cellular component: presynapse; cytoplasm; glutamatergic synapse. Lineage: Eukaryota; Metazoa; Arthropoda; Insecta; Diptera; Culicidae. Gene Ontology annotation, molecular function: protein binding.